UGCUACUGGUCAGUUUCGUCUUAUUAGACUUACUGUGAUUGGCUGGUUUGGUAUCCUACACUUCGGGCCGUCCGGCUUUGUGAUUGGCUGGAUUUUGGCGGGAGGAGCACAUUUGAAGUUAGCGGGGUUUAUAGGUUUCUCUAUUCCCGGAAAUUGACGAUUCUCUUCGUGGUGAAGCGGCGGCCGGACCUCACACCGGGAGACCCUCAGGUCUCCAUCAUGUCGCUCCAGUUCAGUAUCCCUUUGGCCUUUAAGGACUUGCUGAAGAGCGGAGGAGUCGGUCAAUACGUGGUCCAGGAGGUUCUCCCUGUACGACAGCUGCCUGCUGACCUCAAUGCUUACAAAGCCGCUCUUCGUUCCCAGGGUCCUAAAUGUAUUGUACAACACUUUGAUUCACUCUACAGCAUCAUUUACCAUUUCCGCUCUGUGGAUGUUGCACUGAAAGAAGAUUUGCUUGAACUGCUAGUAAAAGCAAAUUCUCAGCAUGCAAGUGAACUUCCCUCAGUCCUGGAAGAUUUGUCUCUGGCUACAACAGAACGUGAUCUCCACCUGAACAUCCUGAAGAUGAACUGCUUUCUCCUUCUGCAUCUGGUGGAAGCAUUUGAAGUCGAAACUUAUAAAGCUGCUUUGGGGAAUGUAGAGCCAAGUGGAAAGGGCAAAAAGGGAAAGUCCAAAGUCGAUGGCUUUAUGUGGGAGAACGAGAGGGAGAAUGUCCUGCAAACUGUCACACAUCUGCUUCAGCUGGAUAUUCGGCGUCUUUGGAAUAUGUCGCUGAUAGAAGAGGAGUUUAUCAGUAUGGUUACUGGCUGCUGUUACAGAAUGAUGGAGAAUCCCAGUAUUGGAGCACUAAAAAACAAGUCUUUGUGGGAAGCCUUAUCACAUUUGCUUGGUGUGGCAGUGAAGCGCUCAAAUGACAUUCUAAGUGUCAGUGUGAAGGUUAUUCAGCUUUUGCAGCACUUUGAACAUCUGGCUCCAGUGUUAGUACAUGCUUUGACUCUAUGGGCAACCGAAUAUGGAAUGAAGUCUUUGGUUGGUGAAAUCAUGAGAAAAAUUGGCCAGAAGUCAUGUCAGGAUCUCUCCCGGGAAACUGCAGGAGUGAAGACUUUAUAUACCUUUAUAACUCAGCUGUCGGAGCGGAUUCCAGCAAUCAUGAUGCCCAAUAUUAGCGUUCUUCUGGAUUACCUGGAUGGAGAACCAUACAUGAUGAGGAAUGCAGUACUGAAUGUAAUGGGGGAGACAGUUAUUCGAGUCCUCAAUGGAGAGAAUCUGGAUGAAUCAGAAAAAAACACCAGGGACAGUUUUCUAGACACUCUUCAGGAACACAUACACGAUGUGAACGUCUAUGUUCGUUCUUGUGUUCUGCAGAUUUACAAUCGAAUUGUACAAGAAAAGGCUCUACCAUUGUCUCGUUUCCAGUCAGUAGUGACGCUUGUGGUCGGUCGUCUAUUUGACAAAUCUGUGAAGGUCUGCAAAAAUGCUAUACAGGUUCUCGCGUCUUUUCUGGCUAACAAUCCUUUUACUUGUAAGCUUAGCAGCGCUGACUUAAAAGGUCCUUUGGAAAAAGAGACCAAUAAGUUGAAGGAACUUCAAGAAAAACAAAGAGGAAAGCCCCCAGUGGUGGUCAUCUCUGCGGAAGAAGAAUGGGAAGCCAUGUUGCCUGAACUGCAAGAGACCCUGGAUGCCCUUGAAGGGGAAGAAGAGGAAAGUGAAGAGGAUACCGAAGAAGUGGUAUCUCCCCAGCAGCUAUCUGAGCGCAUUUUGAUCCUCUUAAAGAGCACCAGUUACAAAAAUGCCAUCCGUUUGGUAAAGAGAGGCUUCACUCUUUUCCCAGAAGACCCUCUGUUUUCAGUGGAGCAGGAGGAAAACGAAGCAUUGACCACAAUUCUGGAGAAAAUAUUUACUGCAAAGGAUAAAAAUUUGGAGCCCACAACCGAAGAUACAGAAGUGGCCUCUGAGCAAUCGGAGGAACAGAAAUCGGAGCUGAGCAAACAGGAGAUGUUGGUGCAGUACUUGACUGAUGCUCACCAUUUUGCAGUAAAGAUAGAAGAAGCUAUUGAUGUGAUAAGCAAAAUGAUGUAUGAAGCUGCAUCAUCUGUGGUGCAAGAAGUCAUAGAGUUCUUUGUGACUGUUUCACAAUUUGGAGUACCUCAGGCUGUAAUUGGGGUACGUCGAAUGCUGCCUCUAAUAUGGUCAAAGGAGCCCGGUGUUCGUGAUGCUGUGGUUGGCGCAUACCGGCAACUAUAUCUUUGUGCCAGUUCAGAGUCUGAAAGGGUGAAAGCUCAAAAUUUUAUUCGGAAUCUGUCAAUGCUCAUGGUAGACUCAUCUGCUGGAGUUGUCCAGUCUUUGGAGGAGAUAGUUUUGGAGUUUGUACAGAAAGGUGAAAUUCGGGCCUCUGUAACACAGUUACUUUGGGAAAAGUUUACCCUUAAGGUGUCUUGUUCUAACGUGGAACGUCGUGCUGCCGUCAUGUUGCUGGGUAUGAUGGCUCGGGGCCAAUCAGAAAUCGUACUUAGUAACUUGGACACUCUGGUGACAGUGGGCUUGGGUCAAGAAGUGCAGAAGGAUUACCAACUGGCUCGAGAAGUGUGUAACUGCAUCUUAAAAAUCACAGAAAGCCAGAAGUCCACUCUUGGGAAGAAAUCGCCACCUCUUCGUCUUCCAAGAGACCAUUCUCUUUUCCAAAAUCUGACAGAAGCCGUGGUUGGAGGGAUCACUCAGCAGAGCAUGCACUGGUUAACCUUCAAGGAGACUGCUAUUAAACUAGUGUAUGAAAUUGGGGAAGAACCUGAGGAAAUUAGUACAGAGAUCUUGCACAGAUGCAGCCAGCAGAUUCUGCAGGAACUGAACAGCCAAGGGGAAGCUUCCACAGUACCGGAGUUUCUCCUCACCCACCUGCUGUCCCUGGCCGGUGAUAUUGCUCUGCAGCUUGUGGUACACCUGGAAUGUACAGUUAGUGCAGAGCUGAGGAGGAGACGAAUCUUGAAGGAAGAGCAAGAUGCUGAAAAAUUAGGAAAGAACAAACAAAGGAAGAGCAAGGGGAAUGAGAGUAUGGAGGAGGAAGACAUGGGUCUGGUUGGUGCAUCCGCUGAUGACGCAGAAGCUGAGCUUAUACAAAGAGUCUGUGACAAAGAGCUUCUUAAUGGGCAGCAAUACCUCUCUGCAUUUUUGCCUCUUGUUCUCCGUGUUUGUAAAAAUACGGGGAAAUACAAUGACCCAGCCUUGUGCACAGCAGCCACUUUAGCACUUACAAAGUUUAUGAUGAUCAGUUCAGAUUUCUGUGACUCUCAUCUGCGUCUUCUUUUUACACUUCUGGAGAAGUCUCCAUUGCCAGGGGUUCGAUCAAACAUCAUGAUUGCCUUAGGUGACCUCAGCAUCAGGUUUCCCAAUCUUAUCGAACCAUGGACCCCUCAUCUCUAUGCCAGGCUUCGGGAUGAGUCUCGUGAAGUUCGUAAGACCUCAGCCAUUGUAAUGACCCAUCUGAUUUUAAAGGACAUGGUAAAGGUUAAAGGUCAAGUCAGUGAAAUGGCCGUGCUCCUCAUAGAUUCAGAUAUAGAAAUAACCUCUCUGGCCAAGAACUUCUUCACUGAGCUGUCUAACAAGGGCAAUGCUGUGUACAACCUUCUACCUGAUAUUAUCAGCCGCUUGUCAGACCCAGACACUGGUGUGGAUGAAGAAUCUUUCCACACAAUCAUGAGGCAUCUCCUGUCGUACAUAACCAAGGACAAGCAGACUGAGAGUCUAGUAGAAAAAAUGUGCCACAGAUUCCGUACAGCUCGGACUGAGCGUCAGUGGAGGGAUCUCGCCUAUUGUCUCGCCCUUCUGCCAUUCUCUGAGAAAGGUCUUAAUAAAAUGCAAGAUUGCUUUGACUGCUAUGGGGACAAACUAAGUGAUGAAGCUGUGUACAACUCCUUCCUAACAGUUAUAGGAAAAAUGCGCAGAGGAGCGAAGCCUGAGCUCAAGACUCAGAUUGAUGAGUUUGAGCACAAACUUAGUGUUUGUCAUAACAAAGGCUUAGAGAACAUGGACGUCCCAGGAGAAGUGGCCCAGAACGGAGACUCCUCACCUUCAGCUGUCAAGAAGAAUCCACCUGGUAAGAGACGUCCUCUUAAGUCUGUGAACAGGGCUACGAAAGCUACAGAAGAAAGUGAAUUCCAAACCCCCAAAUCACGUGUCCAAAGAAAAAAUGUCAGGAAGGUGACCGUGAAAUUCUCCAGUGAUGAAGAGUCUGAGUCUGAAGCAGAGAUGAGUGAAGCAGAGACCCCUAAAAAUCCUACCCCAAUCAGACGCACAUCCACGCGAUCCCGUGCCCGGUGACCUGGUCUGUGAGAGGACCCUCUAUGAUCACAUUGUGUAUAACUUCUAUGUCUGAGCCUUUUUUUUAUAUGUGCUUCUUGUAUAAUAGUCUGAUUAAACAAUCACGCUCUUACACUUCCUUUUGUGGUCAGAUUGUAUCUACUAUGAUAAGCAGGAACAUUAAACUUUUGGGGCAAAACUUUACGCUGUAUUUAC
Messenger RNA from Hyla sarda, 4509 nucleotides. RefSeq names its product non-SMC condensin I complex subunit D2 (gene NCAPD2). NCBI's taxonomy places the organism in Eukaryota, Metazoa, Chordata, Amphibia, Anura, Hylidae. Gene Ontology annotation, biological process: mitotic chromosome condensation; meiotic chromosome condensation; mitotic cell cycle. The transcript is spliced from 32 exons. Gene Ontology annotation, cellular component: condensed chromosome, centromeric region; nucleus. Gene Ontology annotation, molecular function: histone binding. The coding region runs from base 220 to 4314 and encodes 1364 amino acids. The record is from RefSeq and is a predicted model, not a curated record.